GCAGGGGAGGUAGCUCCCCAGUGAGGGCUCUGAGAGUCCUUGCCUGAGGAGGUGGGAGGGGAUCUGGGUUUGGGGCAGGGGCUCUGGAAUGCAGCCCCCUUCUCUGCUGCUGCUGUUGCUGUGUCACUCUGUCGUCAAGACCAGAGUGCUGCCGUGUGGGGACUCCCCAGAACCCUGUGCCAAUGGAGGCACCUGCCUGAGCCUAUCUCAGGGACAAGGGACCUGCCAGUGUGCACCUGGCUUCCUGGGUGAGACUUGCCAGUUUCCCGACCCCUGCCAGGAUGCCCAGCUUUGCCAGAAUGGGGGCAGCUGCCAAGCCCUGCUUCCUGCCCUCCCAGGCUCCCCUGGCCUUCCCUCUCCCUUGGCCCCCAGCUUCUCCUGCACCUGCCCCUCUGGCUUCACCGGCCAGAGGUGCCAGGCUCUUCUCAAGGACCCCUGUUCUUCCUUCUGUUCCAAAAUGGGCCGCUGCCACAUCCAGGCCUCAGGCCGCCCACAGUGCUCCUGCCUGCCUGGAUGGACAGGUGAGCAGUGCCAGCUUCAGGACUUCUGCUCAGCCAACCCCUGCAUCAAUGGAGGAGUGUGUCUGGCCACACACCCCCAGAUCCAGUGCCUCUGCCCACCUGGCUUCGAGGGCCAUGCCUGCGAACACGAUAUCAACGAGUGUUUCCUGGACCCGGGACCCUGCCCCAAGGGCACUUCCUGCCAUAACACCCUGGGAUCUUUCUGGUGUCACUGCCCUACUGGGCGGGAGGGUCCGCACUGUGAGCUUCAGCCAGGACCCUGCCCCCCUAGUGGCUGUCCCAAUGGGGGCACCUGUCAGCUGGUUCCAGGGAGAGAUUCCACUUUCCAUCUCUGCCUCUGCCCCCAAGGUCUCACAGGCCUAGGCUGUGAGGUGAACCCAGAUGACUGUGCUGGGCAUGAGUGUCAGAAUGGGGGCACUUGCCAGGAUGGGCUGAGCACCUACACCUGCCGCUGCCCAGAGGCCUGGACAGGUUGGGACUGCUCUGAAGAUGUGGACGAAUGUGAGACCCAGGGUCCCCUUCACUGCAGAAACGGGGGUACCUGCCAGAACUCGGCUGGCAGCUUCCAUUGCGUGUGUGUGAGUGGCUGGGGAGGCACAGACUGUGAAGAGAACCUGGAUGACUGUGCUGCUGCCACCUGUGCCCCAGGAUCCACCUGCAUUGACCGCGUGGGCUCCUUCUCCUGCCUCUGCCCACCUGGCCGCACAGGACUCCUGUGCCACAUGGAGGACAUGUGCCUGAGCCAGCCAUGCCACGGGGAAGCCCAGUGCAGCACCAACCCCCUGACAGGCUCCACACUCUGCCUUUGUCAACCUGGCUACUCAGGGCCCACCUGCCACCAGGACCUGGAUGAGUGUCAGAUGGCCCAGCAAGGCCCCAGUCCCUGUGAACACGGCGGCUCUUGCCUCAACACCCCUGGCUCCUUCAACUGCCUCUGUCCCCCUGGCUACACGGGCUCCCGCUGUGAGGCUGAUCACAAUGAGUGCCUGUCCCAGCCCUGCCACCCCGGAAGCACCUGCCUGGACCUACUCGCCACCUUCCACUGUCUCUGCCCACCAGGCCUAGAAGGGCAGUUCUGUGAGGUGGAGACUGACGAGUGUGCCUCUGCUCCGUGCCUGAACCAGGCUGACUGCCACGAUGGGCUCAACAGCUUCCUCUGUGUCUGCCUGCCCGGAUUCACAGGCUCCCAGUGUGAGGAAGACAUCAAUGAGUGUGCAAGCUCUCCCUGUGCCAAUGGGGGUCAGUGCCAGGACCAGCCUGGAUCUUUCCAUUGCGAGUGUCUCCCAGGCUUUGAAGGCCCACACUGUCAGGCAGAGGUGGACGAGUGCCUGAGUGGCCCCUGCCCCACUGGAGCCAGCUGCCUGGAUCUCCCCGGAGCCUUCUCUUGCCUCUGCCCCUCUGGCUUCACAGGUCAUCUCUGUGAGGUUCCCCUGUGUGCUCCCAGCCUGUGCCAACCCAAGCCAAAAUGCCAGGACAAGGCCCACUGCCUCUGCCCUGAUGGAAGCCCUGGGUGUGCCCCCAUUGAGGACAACUGCACCUGCCACCAUGGACAUUGCCAGAGAUCCUCAUGUGUGUGUGAUGUGGGCUGGACAGGACCAGCAUGUGAAGCAGAGCUGGGAGGCUGCAUCUCCGUGCCCUGUGCCCAUGGGGGGACCUGCCAUCCCCAGCCCUCUGGCUACAACUGCACCUGCCCCCCAGGCCACACAGGCCCUACCUGCAGCGAGGAGGUGACAGCUUGUCACUCAGGGCCCUGUCUCAACGGUGGCUCCUGUAGCCCCAGCCCUAGGGGCUAUUCCUGCACCUGCCCUCCAAGCCACACUGGGCCCCGCUGUCAGACCAGCACUGACCACUGUGCCUCUGCCCCGUGCCUCAAUGGGGGUACCUGUGUGAACAGGCCUGGCACCUCCUCCUGCCUCUGUGCUGCGGGCUUCCAGGGCCCCCACUGUGAGGAAAGGACCCGUCCCAGCUGCGCAGAUAACCCCUGUAGGAACAGGGCAACCUGCCAAGAUGGUCCUCAGGGUCCCCACUGUCUCUGCUCCCCUGGCUACACGGGAGGCAGCUGCCAGACUCUGAUGGAUUUAUGUGCCCAGAAGCCCUGUCCACACAAUUCCUACUGCCUCCAGACUGGGCCCUCCUUCCAGUGCCUGUGCCUCCAAGGAUGGACUGGGCCUCUCUGCAACCUUCCACUGUCCUCCUGUCAGAAGGCUGCUCUGAGCCAAGGCACAGCAGCUUCUUCCCUGUGCCAGAACGGAGGCCUCUGCAUUGACAGUGGCUCCUCCUAUUUCUGCCACUGCCCUCCUGGAUUCCAAGGCAGUACCUGCCAGGACAGGGUAAACCCAUGUGAGUCCAGACCCUGCCAACACGGGGCCACCUGCAUAGCCCAGCCCAAUGGGUAUCUCUGCCAGUGUGCCCCAGGCUACAAUGGACAGAACUGCUCAAAGGAAUCCAAUGCUUGUCAGUCCCAGCCCUGUCACAACCAUGGGACCUGUACCCCCAUACCUGGAGGCUACUAUUGCACCUGCCCUCCAGGCUUUGUGGGGCUGCGCUGUGAGGGAGACGUAGAUGAGUGUCUGGACCGGCCCUGCCAUCCCACAGGCACUGCAGCCUGCCAUUCUCUGGCCAAUGCCUUCUACUGCCAGUGUCUGCCUGGAUACACAGGCCAGUGGUGUGAAGUGGAGACAGACCCCUGCCAGAGCCAGCCCUGCUCCCAUGGAGGGUCUUGUGAGACCACAGCAGGACCACCCCUGGGUUUCACCUGCCACUGCCCCCAGGGUUUUGAGGGCCCCACCUGCAGCCACAGAGCCCCCUCCUGUGGCUUCCAUCACUGCCACCAUGGUGGCCUGUGUCUGCCCUCCCCUAAACCUGGCUUCCCACCCCGCUGCGCCUGCCUCGAUGGCUACGGGGGUCCUGACUGCCUGAACCCACCGGCUCCUCAUGGCUGUGGCCCUCCUUCUCCAUGCCUACACAAUGGCAGUUGCUCAGAGAUCCCUGGGCUGGGGCCCCCAGGCUUCCGAUGUUCCUGCCCUCCCAGCUCUCCAGGGCCCCAGUGCCAGAAGCCCGGAGCAAGGGGAUGUGAGGGCAGAGGUGGAGAUGGGGCCUGUGACGCUGGCUGCAGCGGCCCUGGAGGAAACUGGGAUGGGGGAGACUGCUCCCUGGGGGUCCCGGACCCCUGGAAAGGCUGCCCCUCCCACUCCCGAUGCUGGCUCCUCUUCCGGGAUGGGCAGUGCCACCCACAGUGUGACUCUGCAGAGUGUUUGUUUGAUGGCUAUGACUGUGAGACUCCUCCAGCCUGCACUCCAGCCUAUGACCAGUACUGCCACGAUCACUUCCACAAUGGACACUGCGAGAAAGGCUGCAACACCGCGGAAUGUGGCUGGGAUGGGGGUGACUGCAGGCCUAAAGAUGGGGGUUCGGAAUGGGGGCCCUCCCUGGCCCUGCUGGUGGUCCUGAGCCCCCCAGCCCUGGACCAGCAGCUGCUUGCCCUGGCCCGGGUGCUAUCCCUGACUCUGAGAGUGGGGCUCUGGGUAAGGAAGGAUAGUGAUGGCAAAGACAUGGUGUAUCCCUAUCCUGGGGCCCAGGCCGAAGAGGAGCUGGGAGGAACCCCGGACCCUUCACAUCAGGAGAGAGUAACUCCUCAAACACAGCCUGUAGGCAAAGAGACAGACUCUCUCAGCACUGGGUUUGUGGUGGUGAUGGGUGUGGAUUUGUCCCGCUGUGGCCCUGACCACCCUGCAUCCCGCUGUCCCUGGGAUCCUGGGCUCCUGCUCCGCUUCCUUGCCGCAAUGGCUGCGGUGGGAACCCUGGAGCACCUGCUGCCAGGACCCCUGCUGGCUGCCCAUCCUCGUGCUGGCACGGUACCACCCACCAACCAGCUUCCCUGGCCUUUGCUGUGCUCACCAGUGGCCGGGGUGAUUCUCCUGGCCCUUGGGGCUCUUCUGGUCCUUCAACUCAUCCGGAGGCGGCGCAGAGAGCAUGGGGCCCUCUGGCUGCCCCCGGGGUUCAUUCGAAGGCCUCGAACGCAGCCAGGUCCCCGCAGACGCCGGCCUCCCCUGGGUGAAGACAGCAUCCGCCUCAAAGCCCUGAAGCCAGAGGCAGAAGUUGAUGAGGAUGGAGUGGUGAUGUGCUCAGGCCCUGAGGAAGGAGAGGAGGCUGAAGAAAUGGCCUCACCCUCCAAGUGCCAGCUCUGGCCUCUGAGCAGUGACUGUCAGGAGCUCCCCCAGGCAGCCAUGCUGACUCCUCCCCAGGAAUCAGAGAUGGAUGUCCCUGAGGUGGACACCCGUGGACCUGAUGGGGUGACACCCCUGAUGUCAGCAGUUUGCUGUGGAGGAGUGGAGUCCAGGACCUUCCAGGGGGCAUGGUUGGGAAGCCCUGAGCCCUGGGAACCUCUGUUGGGUGGAGGGGCCUGUCCCCAGGCUCACACUGUGGGCACUGGGGAGACCCCCCUGCACCUGGCUGCCCGAUUCUGCCGGCCAACCGCUGCCCGCCGCCUCCUUGAGGCUGGAGCCAACCCCAACCAGCCAGACAGAGCAGGGCGCACCCCUCUUCACACCGCCGUGGCUGCUGAUGCUCAGGAGGUUUGCCAGCUCCUACUCCGCAGCAGACAGACUGCGGUGGAUGCGCGGACAGAGGACGGGACCACAGCCCUGAUGCUGGCCGCCAGGCUGGCGGUGGAGGACCUGGUUGAAGAACUGAUUGCAGCGCAAGCAGAUGUGGGGGCCAGAGAUAAAUGGGGAAAAACCGCGCUGCACUGGGCCGCCGCCGUCAACAACGCCCGGGCCGCCCGCUGCCUCCUGCAGGCCGGAGCCGACAAGGACGCCCAGGACGGCAGGGGGCAGACGCCGCUGUUCCUGGCCGCCCGGGAAGGCGCCGUGGAGGCCGCCCAGCUGCUGCUGGCGCGGGGAGCGGCCCGAGGACUGAGGGACCAGGCGGGGCUCACGCCCGCGGACGUCGCCCGUCAGCGCAACCACGGGGACCUGCUGGCGCUGCUGGAGGGGGCGGGGCCGCUGGAGGCGCGGGCCCGCGGGGUCGGCCCCGCCCCCCGCCCCCGCCCCCGCCCCCGCCCCCGGGCCGCGUCGGGAAGCUCGCCCCCGCGCGCGGGCGGGGCUGUGCCGCGCGGCCGGACGCUGUCCGCGGGGGCGGGCCCGCGAGGGGGCCACACCCCGUCCGCCGCCUGGGCCGCCCCUGGGGGCGGGGCCUCCUCUCACGGCCGGCGCCCGUCGAGGGGAGGGGCGGCGGGCGGCGCGUCUCCCGGGGCCCGUAGGCUUCCUGCAGGCAUGCGCGGGCCUCGGCCCCUCACCGGGGUCGCGCGAGGAAGAUCCGGGGUCACGGCCGGGGGCGGGGGUGUGGCCUCGGCUGACGACUGGCCCUGCCAUUGGGUGACCCUGGGAGCCUGCGGCCCCACCUCCAACGCCGCCUCGCCGCUCCCGCCUCCUUGCCUCACUCCGUCCCCAGAGCGGGGAUCCCCUCGAGUUGCUUGGGGACCCCCAACCCACGAAGUAAUACCUUUAAACACGGGAGGCGAGGGUCAAAAAUAGGACACUACAAGACAGGGAUUCUAAAAGUGAACAUCCAUGAUAGGACACACAGUCUGGAAGGACUCCAGAUUUCUAAGACCCUGGAACCCCAAAAGUGAAGGGCCCUAUGAUCUCCCUCCCCAAAUGAGUGUAUGCCCACUCAUUCUCUUCCACACGGAAAAGGUAUAGCCCUGGAAAAAGGGCUUAGGGUGCUGAAUGAAGAGGGCCCAGCCUUCUCCCAGAAAAUAAGGGUGAGGGGCUACCGAAGGGUGGAGUGGGAUUGGGGAAUUACCUCUGAACUGGAACCAAUAACUCCAGACAUAUAAGAUGUAAGACAGUCUUUCCUGUAUAUGGUACCCAAAGGAAGUCUCUAUUACCCAUUACCCCCAGCACCCACAAAUGGCUAACAAAUAUUUAUUGAUGCCCACUGUAUGCCAGGCACUGUGUAGGUGCUGAAGUGGGGGGCCAAAGGCCACUCCAGCUGAUGACUCCUUGCACUCUCUCCACCUCCCUCUUCAACAAACCAUCACAGGGAUGAAGCACCACUCUUAUCAUCACCUCUAUCACUAUUUAAAAACCUCAGAUCUGUCACCCCAUAAUAAAGCUUAUCUGAAAUGUUAA
Molecule: messenger RNA, 6655 nt
Organism: Nyctereutes procyonoides (raccoon dog)
Lineage: Eukaryota; Metazoa; Chordata; Mammalia; Carnivora; Canidae
Gene: NOTCH4
Product: notch receptor 4
Exons: 30
Coding region: 89-6055 (1988 amino acids)
Biological process (GO): Notch signaling pathway; establishment or maintenance of epithelial cell apical/basal polarity; multicellular organism development
Cellular component (GO): plasma membrane; protein-containing complex
Molecular function (GO): protein binding; calcium ion binding; signaling receptor activity
Source: RefSeq, a predicted model, not a curated record